This is a messenger RNA of Capronia coronata CBS 617.96, 1644 nucleotides long. RefSeq lists its product as uncharacterized. The transcript is spliced from 2 exons. Gene Ontology annotation, cellular component: Set1C/COMPASS complex. NCBI's taxonomy places the organism in Eukaryota, Fungi, Ascomycota, Eurotiomycetes, Chaetothyriales, Herpotrichiellaceae. Bases 1 to 1644 code for a protein of 547 amino acids. The record is from RefSeq and is a predicted model, not a curated record. Gene Ontology annotation, molecular function: transcription cis-regulatory region binding.
AUGGACGAGACAUCUGGCCGUGGGCACCGAGAGAAGAAGCCCAGCGAAAAGGUCAAAGAACAAGUAUCGGCCAAGAUAGACAGAUACGAGGACGAGAAGACGGUUAUACUACCAACCUACAUUGCGCCCAACGAUCCGAAAUUCUUUCAAGACCAGAAGGAGGUGCCCAAAAUCUAUGAUCACACGAAAGUAGCACCUAAUGGUGACAAGAUCGAUUUCUACUCCCUGGGAACACAUGUCGAGAGCAAAGAAAAGCGAUACUAUGUACGCGCGAAACGAGAUCCCGACACCUACUACUUCCAUGCCGAUGAGGCUCCUCCUCGAUAUGCCCGCCUCAGCGACGAGAACCAUCCCCAAUGUGGAGUGGAGGGUCUAAAGAACACCUUCACCAAAGACAUGCUAGGCAAGAGUGGAGAGUUCGGCAGUUACACUACAAGAGCAAAUGUCUUUGCGAGAGAAGGCAAGUUCUUUUUCGAGGCAAAGGUCAUCAGCAUAGCACCCCCGGGCAGAGAGCCUCCAACUCGUGCUCUUGCGGAUACUCAAAACCCCGACCGGACCGCCACGAAUCGAGGUGGGCUACGAGUUGGAUUCUGCAGGCGGGAACAUCACUGGAGUGAGAAUAUGGGAGGGAACGCAUACAGCUAUGCCGUCGUCCUUCGAAGCGGCAGGUCGAGGGAGUAUGGCAGUGUUCGAUUCAACACCCUGAUGUACCACGUGCAGGGCGAAGGUGCCACCGAUCCCGAAGACCUUUCACCGGGAGAUGUUGUCGGAUUGAUGAUCACUCUCCCGUCGCUAGAGGUGCACAAGAAAGUCGUCGAGGGCACGUUCAAUCCCGCAGAAUACCCAGAUCUCAAAUGCGGCCCUGCCAUCGUCAAAAAGAAGUCAGGGGUGGGCAAGAAGGCCGCUAAGAGCGGGCCCAAAUCGAAAGACGGCGAACUUGGGAAAGGCAAGGAAGAGACAAGCAAGAAGUUACAUACUCGCAGCGCCAUCCGGAGCGAAUUACAGCCCGUUGCUGGCUGUGCUGUUCCGUCGGACCAUGACAUUAUCCGCGAUCGCAACCCGUUCCUUCACAGGGGGAUGACUUAUUUUGAAAGUCCAGAGUACACUCCCAACCACGACCUGAGUCGGCCAACACUAAACUCAAAGAACAAAUCCGUCAACCCGGAGACUGGUAAGAAAUAUGAUCUUCUUACUGACCCCCACCCCAACCACGAACUGCCGCAUCUGCGUACGCUACCAGGAAGCAAGAUCGAACUUUGGGUGAACGGGAAAUACCACGGAGUCAUUUGGGAACAUCUGUUUGCUUUCCUACCACCAGCAUCAUCCAUCGAGAAAGGCAGUCGCGCUGUCACCGGUCACGGCGACGUGGAUGAUGGCUUGCUGGGGUACUACCCUGCGAUUAGUCAUUACACAGGCGGUGCGGUUGAGUGCAAAUUUGACGGGCCAUGGUGGUACGGAUACAGUCAGGACGGGCCCCAACAUCCGGAUGCUCGCCCUAUUGGCAUACGGUAUCAAGAGCAGAUUGUCGAGGACAUGGUGAAUGACCUGGUGGACGAGAUUUACCAAGAAAAGUUGUACAAUGAUCCAGAGUGGAUGAAGAAGCGAGUGUUGAAUGCCGCCCAGGUCAAUCCCCAGCACGGCUAA